UCCCGUCAUCCCUUCUCUUGCGUACACUCAUUGCACCAUAAAGCCACCCUUUUCCUCCCUCUCUAUUCUCAUGUAGGUGUUGCAAACCCAAUCUCUAGUUAAGCUCACACUCGCUUUCAUGGCUAUACCCAAUAUCUUCACCAUAGUUCUCUUGCUUCCGCUUCAUUUGGCCUUCGGAAAUGUCACUAUGAGUUCAACACUCUACGCUGGUGAUCGAAAUUCUUCAUGGCUCUCAUCGUCCAAUGAAUUCGCUUUCGGAUUUUGCCCAAUCAACAACAGCACAAACCUCUUCUUGCUUGCCAUCUGGUUUGACAAAAUACCUACCAAGACCAUCAUUUGGAAUGCAGACAUUCCAGAUCCAGUGCCUCCAAGAUCCAGGGUUCAGCUCACACCAACAGGUCUCUCACUCACUAACCCCCAAGGUCGAGUUAUGUGGGCAAUCGAGCUCGAAGAAAAUGUGUCCUACGGAGCAAUGCUUGACACCGGAAAUUUUGUUCUAGUAUCCUCUAGUUCUCAGUCAUGGCAGAGUUUCAACAAUCCCACCGACACACUCUUACCCACCCAAACUUUGGAUUUAAGCAGUAAGUUAUCUUCUCGAUUGUCACCAUUCAAUUACACAAAGGGAAGGUUUGAGCUUUAUUUUGACAAUGGAAAUCUCUCCUUGAGUCAAAUUGGGUGGCCAGCUGAAUAUCAUUACACCAAGUAUUUUGAUAUUAGCAUGAGUUCUAGUGACUCCGCCUCACAACUAGUCUUCAAUUCAUCGGGACAAGUUUAUGUGAAGACAAAGAGUGGAGAUCAAAUUGCUUUUGGGUUGAGUGAUUCAAGUCUUUCUGUUAGAAGAUAUUAUUAUAGGGUCACACUUGAUUCCUAUGGAGUUCUCUCCUUGUAUUCCCAUCCCAGGGCAUCCAAUGAAGAUCAAGUUUGGUCAAUUGAGGGGCAUGUUCCUGAAAACAUUUGUAAUGCAAUAUUUAGUGAUAUGGGUAGUGGUUGUUGUGGCUAUAAUAGUUACUGUUCUUGGGAUGACAAUAGCAAGAGGCCGACAUGUUCUUGUCCAGAAGGAUAUUCCUUGGUAGAUCUGAACGACAUAUUUGGAGGAUGCCUACCUGAUUUUUCCCUUGGUUGUGGAGCUGAUGAUGCACCAUCACGAGAAAAUCCAGAAGAGGUAUAUGACAUGAAGCCGUUGCAAAGUGUGAAUUGGCCUCUUGGAGAUUAUGAAAAACUGAUCAAUUAUACGAAGGAUGAAUGUAAAAAAUCUUGCUUGUAUGAUUGUAAUUGUGUAGUUGUUAUCUCUAACACUGGAAAGGAAUGUUGGAAGAAAAGAUUACCCCUUUCCAAUGGAAGAUUAUCUGCCAGUGAGGGUGGAACAACCUCACUCUUGAAACUAAGAAUUCAACCAGUAGGUAAUCUAAAACCUUCUUUGCAAAAGGAAAACCGGGUCCAACCUGCUUUGUUAGGGUCACUUAUUGGCUCCCUUGUCAUUAUUACUCUAUUGGUAGCUAGUUUUGUUUCAUUUAUUUUCUUCAAGCCAAAAAAGACUACUUCUCAAGUUUCGAGUCUUGUUGAAACAAAUAUGCACUCUUUCACAUAUGAAGCACUGAAGGAGGCAACACAUGACUUUAGUGAAGAAGUAGGAAGGGGUUCAUUUGGCAUUGUGUACAAAGGUGCCCUCAAAUCAAUGACAAAUACUGUUGUUGCAGUGAAGAGAUUGGACAGGAUGGCUCAAGAACGAGAGAAGGAAUUCAGGAAUGAGUUGAGUGCUAUUGGGAACACUUGCCACAAAAAUUUGGUUCGGUUAAUUGGGUUUUGUGAUGAGGGAGUUCAUAGACUUCUCGUGUACGAGUUCAUGAGCAAUGGUACUCUCGCAGAUAUUCUCUUUGGAAAAUUCAAACCUGUUUGGAAUUUAAGGGUUAAUUUUGCUUUGGGAAUUGCAAGAGGAUUGCUUUACUUACAUGAAGAGUGUGACACUCCUAUUCUUCAUUGUGAUAUCAAACCUCAAAAUAUACUGAUAGAUGAACAUUUGAGGGCAAAGAUCUCAGAUUUUGGACUGGCAAAGCUGCUGUGUUCUAAUCAGAGUCGAACCAACACUGUGAUAAGAGGAACUAGAGGGUAUGUAGCACCAGAAUGGUUCAAAAAUGUGCCAGUAACAGCCAAGGUGGAUGUUUAUAGCUAUGGGGUGGUGUUGCUAGAGAUAAUUUGUAGCAAAAGAAGUGUGGAAAAGGAUAUUGGGAAAGGGGAGGAAGAAGAGGUAAUAUUGACAGAUUGGGCUUAUGAUUGCUAUGUGGAGGGAAGAAUAGACAUUCUUGUAGAGAAUGAUGACGGGGCCAUGGCUGACGUGAGGUUGAGGAAUUGGGUCAUGAUAGCAAUGUUGUGCAUUCAAGAGAAUCCUGAAGCGAGGCCUAGCAUGAGGACCGUGAUGCAAAUGUUAGAAGGCCUUGUUGACAUUCCAAAUCCACCUCCACCUUCAUUCUACACAACUGUUUGAGCGUCGCAACUAUGGAAACAGUACCUCUAUCAUUGUCAUUAUCACCCUGAAUAAAUAAACUGCUUCAUGUUCAUAAUGGUUGUAUUGCACACUAUUUUCUGCUGUAGUCUUUACAUUAAGUAUGUCUUAGCUAGCAUGGUUUUAUAGUCUAUAUUCUGUAGCCAUACUUUGGUUGAUGAACUUAUUAGCUCAAUCAAAGUCUUAGAAAGAUAGGCUUUCUUGAUUUAAAUGAGACUUGAUAAUAAUUUAAUAUUA
Messenger RNA from Prosopis cineraria, 2737 nucleotides. RefSeq names its product G-type lectin S-receptor-like serine/threonine-protein kinase LECRK1. Lineage: Eukaryota; Viridiplantae; Streptophyta; Magnoliopsida; Fabales; Fabaceae. Gene Ontology annotation, molecular function: ATP binding; protein serine/threonine kinase activity. Bases 119 to 2482 code for a protein of 787 amino acids. Gene Ontology annotation, biological process: protein phosphorylation. The transcript has a single exon. The record is from RefSeq and is a predicted model, not a curated record.